AUGACUACCAUUGAUCCUCGUUUGUUCUACGAGCAGGCGCUCGUCAAUAAUGGGAUCACUCAUGCAUUUGGUGUCCCUGACUCCUGUUUGAAGGGAUUCCUAGCAUAUCUAUAUGCAACCAAAAAGUCGCCAGAACAGAUCGUCACAGCCAGUGAAGGUGCUGCUGCCGCGCUGGCUGCAGGUUACUAUCUGUCAACUCAGAGUCUCGCCGUGGCAUACAUGCAGAACUCGGGUCUUGCGAAUGCUUUGAACCCUCUACAGUCCCUGGCUGCCAAAGAAGUGUUUGGGAUUCCAAUGCUUCUUAUGGUCGGCUGGCGUGGACGUCCAGGAGAGCAUGACGAGCCGGAGCAUCUCUUGGCUGGCCCUCGCACCUUGGAGACUCUGGAGUCGCAGGGGUUUCCUUAUGAGAUCCUACCAGACACUCUUGAAGAAACCAAGGCUGCAGUAGGAAGACUUGUCAAAGCAGCCAAGGAGGGGAGCACUCCGGUCGCUCUUGUCAUCCCCAACCACAGAUUUGCUGCAUACAAGCCAGAGCAUGAAGCCAGUAAUGGUGUUUGGCACCCAGCUGUCACAAACCUCACCAAACAUUUAGUCAGGCCUGAAGAUUGGCGUUCAUCCGAGGGCCAACCUCCUCUGUCGCGAGAACACUCUAUCAGAAUCAUUCUCAAGAGACUCUACCCAGAAGAUGUCACUGUAUCCUCUGUUGGGGGUAAUUCUCGUGAGAUCUACAUGGUUCGAAAAGAGAACAAAGAGGACCUGUCGCGUGCAUUCCUAUCCAUCGGAGCCAUGGGCCACACAUACCCUCUCGCCUUUGGCGUUCAGAUUGGUCAUCACAAAGGUCGUGUCGUUUGUGUUGAAGGCGAUGGUUCCUUCUUGAUGCACGUGGGCAAUGUGGCCGUUCUGGCUGCCCAAGCCUCGGACAAACUGAUACACGUUGUGAUCCAUAAUGGCAUUCAUUGCUCAACUGGGAAUCAGCCUGUUCCGAUCAGCACCAACAACCUUCUUUCACUUUGUGGAAGUUUGCCUUAUAAGCAGAAAUUCUUUGUAGAUAGUGCUGAAGGUCUUAUUCAGGCAUUUGAAUGGGCUGACAAGAAUGCUCUGAUUGUUGUUGUCGUCAACCAGGACGUCUCAAAGGAUUUGCCGCGACCCUCAGAGCACCCAUUUGAAUUGCGAGAUGCGUUUAUCUCCCAUUUUACUAGAUAG
Messenger RNA from Fusarium musae, 1203 nucleotides. RefSeq lists its product as uncharacterized. Lineage: Eukaryota; Fungi; Ascomycota; Sordariomycetes; Hypocreales; Nectriaceae. The record is from RefSeq and is a predicted model, not a curated record. The transcript has a single exon. Gene Ontology annotation, molecular function: catalytic activity; thiamine pyrophosphate binding. The coding region runs from base 1 to 1203 and encodes 400 amino acids.